AUGGACAGUAUUAAGUUUAAAGUGAACGGCGUCGACCAAUGCGUUGCUGGUGAAGUGAGUUCGGACGUGACAUUAUUGGAAUACCUUCGUAGAUGGAUAGAGCUGCGAGGGACCAAGUACAUGUGCCUGGAGGCUGGAUGCGGAGCCUGCAUCGUCAGUGUCGUCAAGUCUCCCGGAGCGCCACCGGAGGGUGUCAAUGCUUGCAUGGUUACUGUCACGUCGUGUCACGGCUGGGAAAUCACUACGAUAGAGAAGAUCGGCAACAGAUCGGACGGGUACCAUCCUCUACAGAGAUCCCUGUUUGAAAACAACGGCUCUCAGUGCGGAUACUGCAGCCCUGGAUGGGUCAUGGCUAUGUACAGUCUUUUGAAAAAGAAAAAGAUGACGAUGCUCGAAAUAGAAACGUCUUUAGGCAGCAACGUCUGCAGAUGUACUGGUUAUCGACCGAUCUUGGAAGCGUUUAAGAAGUUCGCAACCGAUGCCCCUGAUCCCCGCAUUCUCGAUAUAGAAGACUUGAGUAUCUGUAAGAAAGGCGGCGAACGAUGCUCUAGUGAUUGCGAUGACUACGAUUGGUGUAUUGUAUCCAGGGAUGACGUUCAAUCCGGCGUAAUGCAUAUUAAACUGAGUGAUGACAGGGACUGGUACAGGGUAAACGAUAUCAAGGACAUAUUUAAUGUGUUAGCUUUGCAUAAGAACAAAUCCUAUAUGCUGGUAGCUGGCAACACUGCUAAAGGUGUUUAUCCGAUACUUGAGUACCCUCGGGUGUUAAUAGAUGUGUCGUCGGUGGCAGCUCUCAAAGGAAAGUACAUUCAACAAAACCUAGUCAUCGGAGCUGGAAACACCCUCACAGAGCUGACAGAAAUCUUCGAGUCAAUGCGUAAGAGAGAUGACUUUGAAUAUCUGAAAGUCUUUGUGGACCAUUUGAAGCUGGUUGCAAGUAUUCCUGUUAAGAACAUUGGAACGAUAGCCGGCAAUUUAAUGAUAAAGAAUAAACACAAUGAAUUCGUUUCGGAUUUAUUUCUCCUUCUGAAUACAGUUGGCGCAGAGAUAAGCAUUGUCAAUGAAAACGGCUUCACGAAAAAAGUGAACAUGGAAACGUUUUUGAAAGAAGACAUGGACAGGAAAGUGUUACUAAAUAUUUUGUUACCACCACUCAACGAAGAUUUUGUCAAAAUAGUUACUUUUAAGAUAAUGCCUCGAUCGCAGAACGCGAAGGCUAUCGUCCACGCCGGCUUCUUCUACAAGCUCAGUCAGUACAAUAGAGUUCUACAAUGUAGGAUCGCUUACGGCGGUCUUUCGGGAGUUUUCUUCAGGGCGAGAAAGACGGAGAAAUAUCUCACUGGAAGAAAGCUGUUCGACAAUGAUACUUUGCAAGGAGCCGUGCGUCAGUUGGACCAAGAGAUGGUGGUGGUGGAAAAUCCUCCCGACAUGUCAGUGGCGUAUAGACGAAAGCUUGCCUUGGGUUUAUUCUAUAAGGGUCUUUUAUCGAUAUGUCCUCAAGAUAUUCUAGACCAGCGGUAUAAGUCUGGCGUGGUGAGACUUCGGGAAUCGAGAACUUUAUCGAGCGGAGAACAAAGUUUCGACACGAACCCGUCUAUUUGGCCGCUCAACCAGCCUUCCCCAAAAUUUGACGGACUGGUACAAUGCGCUGGCGAAGCACAUUAUUCGGAAGAUGUUCCCUCGCUUCCGAGGGAAGUGUUCGCUACUUUCGUUCUGGCAACUGUUGGCUUAGGCACGAUUGAAAAUAUUGACGCUAGUGUCGCAUUGAACGAACCCGGUGUAAUCGCCUUCUAUUCUGCAAAAGAUAUCCCGGGCGAGAAUACCUUUACUCCGGCCGGUACUACGUUUUACACGGCUAACGAAGAACUUCUCUGCGAGAAGGAAGUGAAAUUCUACAACCAGCCUCUAGGCAUAAUCGUCGCCCAAACGCAAAAGAUAGCGGAAAGAGCUGCGACAUUAGUCGAAGUGACAUACUCAAAAAUUAGGAAGCCCGUGCUGGAUAUUAAAGUCACCAAACACGAUCCGAAGAGAAUCAAGCUGUUCAGUUCUUCGAAAGCGACGCGGACGGGUGAUGAUGUAGCCAAAGUGAUAAAGGGCGAAAUGUCAGCGUACACUCAGUACCAUUUUUGCAUGGAGACGUUAGUUUGCGUCUCCCAUCCGACAGAGGAAGGAAUCAAGUUAUAUUCCGCGACGCAGUGGAUAGAUGUAGUACAGCGCAUGGUUUCUAGAGUGUUGAAGAUACAGCAAAACAAGGUAGACGUGUUUUUGCGCCGGCUCGGUGGGGCAUAUGGCAUGAAGAUAUCGCGAGGAACCCAGUUGUCCAUCGCUUGCGCUUUCGUGACGCACAAGCUAAACACACCGUGUCGAUUCAUCCAAUCCCUCAGUAAUAACAUGAGAUACGUGGGCAAAAGAUUUCCUUCUUCUAUAACUUUUGAGACGGCGGUUAAUAAGGACGGUGUUAUACAAAGCAACGAUUACGAGUUAUUCGAGGAUAACGGAUAUGUUGUGGACGAGCCCUUAGCAAUGUUGGCGUCCGACGCUUUCAACAAUUGCUAUGACAAGGCGCCGUGGGAUUUCCGAUUGUACGACGCUACAACAGACACGCCCUCUAACACUUGGUGCAGAUCGCCGGGUUCUUUUGAAGCAGUUUCCAUGUCGGAAUUAUUCAUGGAAAGAAUAUCUUACGAAAUGAACUUGGAUCCGCUUAAAGUGCGUUUAGCUAAUAUAGAUCGGGAAAACCACAGUGAAAUACUUGAACUAAUAAACACACUGAAAGAAAAAUCUAAUUAUGAAGCGAGACGGCUCGAAGUGGAAAAGUUCAAUGUGGAUAAUCGAUGGAAGAAGCGUGGCUUGAGGCAUUCCCUCCUAAGAUGGACACCGGUCGGAUCGCUGUAUCUGCCCGUAAACAUUGCCGUAUACGUCGACGGUUCGGUGGUCGUGACUCACGGUGGGGUGGAAAUGGGACAAGGACUAAACACAAAGGCGGCGCAGAUUUGCGCAUAUUACUUUGGUAUAUCCGUAGAGAAAGUACAAGUGAAACCGAACGACACCACGAUCUCACCGAAUAGCUUCACAUCAGGCGGUAGCCUUACAUGCCAAUUCGUGGGAGUCGGUAUAAUGAAAGGUUGCAACAAGUUUCUUGAGAAACUGGAGCCGAUCAAAAAGAAGAAUCCUAACGCUACGUGGGAGGAACUCAUCAAAGCGGCUGCUGUCGCUGAAGUCGAUUUGCAGACGCACUCUAUGACGGGCAUGGCAGACAUACGAAACUACAAUAUUUACGGCGCCACCUGCGCCGAAGUAGAAGUGGACGUAUUGACCGGAGAGUGGAAUAUUAUAAGGGUCGACCUAAUAGAGGACGUGGGGAGGAGUGUGAAUCCUGUCGUAGACGUUGGACAGGUCGAAGGUGCCUUUAUCAUGGGCUGCGGGUACUGGACGAGCGAGGAGUUGAUUUGCGACCCGAAAACCGGUGAAGUCCUGACCGAUCGAACUUGGACCUACUGGGUACCGCAGGCGAGAGAUAUACCCCAGGAUUUUAGGAUAUAUUUCAGGAAGAAAUCAUUUAGCACUGAAUAUAUAUUAGGAGCAAAAGGGACCGGUGAGCCUGCGACUUGCAUGGGAGUGGUGAUACCAAUAACAAUGAGGGAAGCUAUCGUCGACGCCAGGAAAGAGUCGGGACUGGCCAGUGACGUUUGGUUUCCGAUAGAUGGCCCAUACACAGUGGAGAAAAUUUGUCUAGCUUGCGAAACUGAUGUAAUAGAUUUUAAAUUUUAUUAA
This is a messenger RNA of Leptosia nina, 3774 nucleotides long. The record is from the annotation of a GenBank genome assembly. NCBI's taxonomy places the organism in Eukaryota, Metazoa, Arthropoda, Insecta, Lepidoptera, Pieridae.